Molecule: messenger RNA, 717 nt
Organism: Fomitiporia mediterranea MF3/22
Lineage: Eukaryota; Fungi; Basidiomycota; Agaricomycetes; Hymenochaetales; Hymenochaetaceae
Exons: 3
Coding region: 1-717 (238 amino acids)
Source: RefSeq, a predicted model, not a curated record
AUGCCACCGAACGAUGCUCUGAGACGACCUUAUCACCUUAUGAACCUGCUAGGACAUACGAUGACGUCGAAGUCCGGUGGGUAUAUCACUCGCAAAUUACAUGUACCAUACGAUGUAUGGUCCCAAGGCGGUGCGAAGCUCGCGAAUCUUCCGGAGAAGAUUCGUGUUGUUGAAGUUUUAUGCGACGCACUAAUUGAGUUGCAAAAUGCGAGUGCGGAAUUUGCUGGGCCGAUGAGCGUGGCGAGUGGCAUGGGGAUGGGUAUUGGGAGUAUUACCAGGAAGGAUGGAGAGUUGUGGGCGCUUAAGCUUGAGGAGUUUUCUGUUGUGUGUGAUAAUGUUGUAUCGAGUUUUGGGAAGAAGUUGAGUGUUGGAGAGGGGUUCGUAGUGAAGAAGAGUUCUGGGGUAAGCAAACUGACCCGUCAACUAGAUAAGUUGACAAACGGGAAGAACCUCGACUCUCCGAACCUCUAUGUUCAGGGUCUACAGAAGUUAUUCACACUAACACAGCUUCUCGACGAACAUACCAUGGCACUUGAUUCACAACCCAUGGCUCCCGUCUACGCGGCACUCCCUCCCGACAUACGAAUAACGCUCGAAUCAAAGUUGAAGCGAUCGUCUGAGUUCUUUGCUGGUGUCGUGCUUACCUUCGUCAUCCGGGAUCUUUCACAGCUUCUUGAUAAAUACGCCAAGAAGGGUGAAAAGUGGCUAGCUGAAUGA